Osmia lignaria (orchard mason bee) is the source of this 596-nucleotide messenger RNA. It is a transcript of the gene CUTA, whose product is annotated as cutA divalent cation tolerance homolog. Gene Ontology annotation, molecular function: copper ion binding. NCBI's taxonomy places the organism in Eukaryota, Metazoa, Arthropoda, Insecta, Hymenoptera, Megachilidae. Gene Ontology annotation, biological process: response to metal ion. The record is from RefSeq and is a predicted model, not a curated record.
CUGGCCAUGUUUAUGUUCAUACGUUCUACGGCAACGUUCAAGGCAUCGAAGAACGUGCCGGUUACAAAAAAUUUUGACAAAUGUUAUUUACACCGUGUAAACCGAUUUUUGGAUUUGUUACAUUCUUUUGUUUAGCUAGGAGUAUUAGCGCUAAUACUUAUAAAAAUAUGAGUAGCUUGGCAGGGGUUCAUUCUGUUGCCUAUGUCACUGUUCCAACGCAGGAUGUUGCUAAAAAAUUGGCACAUGGCUUAGUGAAAAGUAAAUUGGCUGCAUGUGUUAAUAUUAUACCAGGUCUUACUUCUGUGUAUGAAUGGAAAAAUGAGAUCGCCGAAGAUAAUGAAUUGCUACUGAUGAUAAAAACCAGGACUGAUACUGUUGAUGCUCUUACAAAAUAUGUUAAGGAAAAUCAUCCAUAUGAAGUUUGUGAAGUAAUUUCUUUACCUAUUCAGAAUGGAAGUGAAAAGUAUCUUCAAUGGAUAAGCGAAGUGGUUCCACCUAUUGAUAAAAGGAGUUCUAACUAAGUAAGGAGUUCCAUUCCAUGUUCAUCCAAGAGAAACUUAUGUUGUAAUUACAAUAACAUUUAUUAUAGUCCAAAA